GCUGUGUGGCGAUCACAAACAUGGUUCCUUGCAGGCGGUUGCAAGUGAUAUGACGCAAAAACCGAUCAGGGAUUUGUCCUAUGUCCGACAGCCCUCGAACUUCAAGUCAUUAUAAUCUGCUUGCAGUGACACAUACCGGAAUCAGAAAUGGUACGCAUCAAAUACCUCCGAUCGUCGGGGAUCACGAGCCCUCAAUCCCCCUUACCUAUUAUUAAAAAAAAAACAAUUUAGUAAUUUAAAGAACUACAAUAUGAAGACAACAGAAAUAUAAAUAUGACGAGUCCGUGUCGUGAGUGUUAUCCAAGUAUAAGUUUAGACACACUGAAUUACCUUUUGCAGUCACAUUUGGACAGUGAAAGAAAAUAUGUGUCGACUGGAAAGGUAGUACCCAGGGCAGUGUAUCUAAAACAGUUACCAUUGUACACUGACUUCUUUGAACAGAUUUUGUUCUUGAAUCAGCUUUGUGUAUUGACUCCUGAGACAACCAAACAUUGGCGUUGUCGCAAUGAGUGGGUGUGCUGCAAUGGAAAACCCAAUUUUGAUUUCCUCCAACAAGCAUUUGGUGAAGCUACUGUUCCAGUAGCAGACUGCAGAAAAAAGGAGUUUUCUGGUCAUGCGAAGAAACAAAUGAAAAUGAAAGACUUCUUGGAUUACUGGCGAAAAAAUGAUCAAGCGGGCAGUCCAUGUUCUGGAGAAAGUCUUUACCUUAAGGAUUGGCAUUUCACAAGAGACUUUCCAGAUUACGAUGCUUACAGUACCUGCAGUUUCUUUCGUUCUGACUGGUUGAAUGAGUUCUGGGACAAACGAGAUGAUGUGGAUGAUGAUUACAGAUUUGUGUAUAUGGGUCCCAAAGGAACAUGGACACCAUUCCACGCUGAUGUGUUUCGAUCUUUUAGCUGGUCUGCAAAUAUUUGUGGUCGCAAACGAUGGAUUUUUUAUCCUCCUGGUGAAGAAGAACAUUUAAAGGAUGUCAAUGGAAACCUGGUGUAUGACAUAACUUCAGAAGAACUUCAAGACAAAACACGAUUUCCAAACGCCUGCAAGGCAGCCCAUCGGAUUGAAGUUAUUCAGAAUCCAGGAGAAACUAUAUUUGUACCUAGUGGUUGGCAUCACCAGGUUGAAAAUCUGGAAGACACAAUAUCCGUUAACCACAACUGGCUGAAUGGGUGCAAUAUCCAACAGUGUUGGUUACAUCUCAAAACAUCCCUGUUGGAUGUGGAGCAUGAAAUAAGUGAUUGUCGUGGAAUGGAGGGCUGGGAGCAACAGUGUCAGCUCAUCUUACGAGCCUGUGCUGGAAUGGACUACACUGAGUUCUUUCGCUUCAUGUGUUGCAUUGCCAGAAACAGAAUCCAGUCCUUGGAUAUGUUCAAGAAGCAACACUUGGUGCUUCAUGCCAACAUUAAUAUGCACAGUGAAAUAGUUGAAAACCUUCCAUACUCAUCAUGUGACGAAACCAACAGUGAAACACAGAGUGAAUCUGCACCAUGCUGCUUUAAGGAAGAUACCAUUUUUGUCAGUUUGGAAGCAAUACCUACUAAUAUUGUUACCACAUUGUCUGAACCUUCUGUGAGCAAACAUCACAAAUAUAUCCAUAAGACAGAUCCUGCAGAGCAACAGUGGGAAGCUCCUAACAAAUACUCCUCCAGAGAGCCAUUUUCUUGUCAUACCUCUACAGUGGUUUCUUGCAAGGAAGGUUUUCACAGAGCUGAAGAAUGGGAUAAGACAAAAUCUUACAGGAUGUGUAAAUGUCCUGGGAAAAGGACUUCACCCUUACCAACCAGUGUUGUUUUGAAAGUGUUCUGGUUCUAAGUGAGUCACUGACAACCUGCAAGAACAAGAGACGGAUGCCUCAUUGGGCGAAAUGUAGUGUGAGUCAUGCACUUUUUGACUUAACAAGGAUUCACAGCAUCCUUAAUGAAAUGGCAUGCUGGUCUUUAAAAGAUCUGUUAAGUGAGAAGAAAAAAAUGCUGGAAGCACUUUCAGAAAGUAUACAAGAUAUUUCAUUAAAUUUUGGUAUUAAAUUUUUAAAAAAACUGUUUAGAAUAAGCGUGUGUAUUCACGCCUACAAGCACCCCAUCUCCAGGUAAAAUAAAGGUUUAAAAUGA
This is a messenger RNA of Pomacea canaliculata, 2105 nucleotides long. Its product is annotated as jmjC domain-containing protein 4-like. Gene Ontology annotation, cellular component: cytoplasm; nucleus. The coding region runs from base 274 to 1809 and encodes 511 amino acids. The record is from RefSeq and is a predicted model, not a curated record. Gene Ontology annotation, molecular function: sequence-specific DNA binding; histone H4R3 demethylase activity. Lineage: Eukaryota; Metazoa; Mollusca; Gastropoda; Architaenioglossa; Ampullariidae. Gene Ontology annotation, biological process: positive regulation of translational termination; negative regulation of gene expression; protein hydroxylation. The transcript has 6 exons.